UAUAUAACAUAUUUAUGAACUGAAGCGCCGUUCCCUCAAUCCCAGGCUUUUAUUUUGAAAACCCCGCUCAGAUCUGUGCAAUCAGUUCAGUUUUUUGUGUGUGUUUUUGUUUUUUCGUCUCUGAGCUUCAUUCACGAUCCCAGCGGAGCAGAAAUGGACGAAAAGGACGAAGAUCUUGGUGUAUUUGAUCCAAACAUCCCAGAGGAGGGACCUUCAGCGCCUCCUCCUGGCUGGCUGGACGACAUCCAUGGAUACCAGGGUCACAAGGGAGGAGAGGAUGAUAACCCGCUGUAUCCUCCUCCACCUGCCUACAACCCUCAGCCUGAACUCAACAGGAACACUCUGGUUCCCAACGUCAGGGUUCCCACGGUGUCGGAGGAUGUGGCCCGAGACGCUCUGAUCAAGUUUGUGGAAUCUAAGUGGAGGUACAGCUCCAAACCAGCCAGGAACCUGACGUUCAAAGAGCUCAAAGCCAUCACUGUGUACCGGUACCGACUGGAGACCUACACCGAGACCAGAACCAGCACCUGGCAGUUUGAGCCCUACAACGGUCAGCUGGUAGACGGACCUCAGUAUGGAGUCAGUCCUCCUCCGUGGGAUGUUCAGGUGAUGUUUCCUCAGAGAUACGCCGACCAGGUGGAGAAGGUCCGAGUGCCACAUUCGUCCUUUGUCAAGUUGUGUCACAAAUGCAACGGCUGUGGAAACACUCGCUGCACUUCCUGCUUCGGUAGAGGACAGAAACGCUGCACGUUCUGUCACGGUCACGGCCGAUCCAGGAACAAACGCUGCACUUCCUGUCAUGGACGAGGACGCAAGAGGUGUUUUUCUUGUCACGGUCGCGGCUUUAAGACCUGCUCUGUUUGUCAUGGAAGUCAAAACCUGCUGCACUUCAUCCUGCUCACCGUCACCUGGAAGAACAACGUCGAAAAUUUCAUUCCGGACCGUCAGCCGGAAUUCCCAGACAAGAACUUUGGGAAGGUUUCAGGAGAUCCUUUCUUUGUUGAUGAGAACGUCCUGGUUUAUCCUAUCCAGGGUUUCCCUGAUCAGGAGAUCUGCGAUGUUUCUUCAAAGAUGAUCAACGACCACCUUGUUCGUUUCACCUCCACCAGCCGGAUCCUGCAGCAGCGUCAGACCAUCGAGCUGGUGCCGCUGACUCACGCCUACUACUCCUACAACGGCAAGGACUACAGCUUCUUCGUUUAUGGGAUCGAGAACAAAGUGUUUAUGGCCAAAUAUCCGUCCGCCUGCACCCUGCUGUGAGCUGCACAUACGGUUAGCAUGUUCCAUCCAACAUACGAACACGUGUAGAGCAGAGCCGGACUUCACCUCCAACCACACGUCAUACCUGAAGCCUCACCGACCGAGGAACCGCCAGAAUGUCUACUGUCUGGCUUCAUGUGCUUCAUUUUAGUAAGAAAUGAACUUUAUUAUGGUAGAUUUUAAGUUUAAUCUGUGAUUACAAAUUCUGCAGUUCAUCCUACAGUCUGUAUAAUCCAGUGUAAUCGGUUAAUGCUAACUUCUCCUUUGUCCUGUUGCAUCUGAUGCUGUUUUAAAUUUCUCAUUUAAUAGAACACCGGGUUAAAGCACUCCGUUUUUUUUUAAGCACACGUCUUAAAUAUUUUUCGUCAGAUGUUUGUCGUCGUUUCCAAAGUGAACGUCCAAGAAUCCGAUGGUCUGGUGCAAAUAAAAAGGAGCAUUAAAAGACCAAAGAAAGCUCUAAAGUUGUUCUUAAAAACAAUCUACCUGAUAAAAAGUAAAGUUUUAGAGUUUGUUCAGUCGUGUUUGAGGCUGAAUGUCAUUUUCUAAAGACGUUAAUAGUAAUAUUUUACCUUUAUUAGCGUUACAGCUGUCCUUUAAAUAAAGCUAAUGUUGUUGUUUCGCACACGAGGCUAACUGUUAAAGCUACAGGCCUAAAUCCUGAAAGUUUACUGUCUACUAGUUUACUGAAUGCCAUUUUCUAUAGACUGAAAUGUACCACAAAAAUGUUCUAAAUCAUCAUAAAAAGAUGUGAAAUUAUAGCAAAAGGGCACAAAACCCAUCAUAAAAAGAUGCAAAAUUACAGAAAAAAGGCACAAAAUCAUCAAAUAUUCAAAAAGACCAAAAAUGUCACCACAAAAAUGUUUUUGUUGUUAUAAAAUACAGUCUAGAUGAAUGUUCUAAAGACUUUAACAGUAAUAUUUUACUGUUAUUAGCAUUAAAGUUGUCCUUUAAAUAAAGCUAAUGUUGUUGUUUAGCCCAGGAGGCUAACUGUUAAAGCUAACAGUCGUCUCCAUGUCCAUACAGUGCAGCUGGUUCAUCUGUGGUUUUUGAAGCAUUAUAGUACUUGGAUGUUGUAAAUGUGGUAGAAAGCCCAGCUUGCAUUAAUAUUCUGACAGAUGAUCUUCAUGAACAUUUAAGUUGAAGAUGUUUUCUGGUUUUGUCCUCAGUUCCUCAGUUUAACGUGUAAAUUCUACCUUCUCAUAUGAUAAAUGUUGAUUUUCUACCACAGUAUGUGAAGAAAAACAUGUUUUAUUAGAGAAAUAAAACAAAAAAUAUACCUUAUUGUAUGUUCUCUCAUGCUUUGUGUUUCUACACCUUUAAAUAUGAAGAAGACAGGAAGAACCACUUUGUUUUGUGUUUUUAUGCCGACGACUCCGUUUUCUACCUUUUUCUACUUGCAGCCGAAGCGACAGUUUAAAUCUGUUUUUGUUUUUGUAUAAUAAAAUAAAAACCUGCCAAAUGUAGUCAGUAAAUAAACAGAUUUCUUUAUCAUC
Molecule: messenger RNA, 2753 nt
Organism: Amphiprion ocellaris (clown anemonefish)
Lineage: Eukaryota; Metazoa; Chordata; Actinopteri; Pomacentridae
Gene: ssuh2.1
Product: ssu-2 homolog, tandem duplicate 1
Exons: 12
Coding region: 154-1260 (368 amino acids)
Molecular function (GO): heat shock protein binding
Source: RefSeq, a predicted model, not a curated record